Molecule: messenger RNA, 5729 nt
Organism: Hemicordylus capensis (graceful crag lizard)
Lineage: Eukaryota; Metazoa; Chordata; Lepidosauria; Squamata; Cordylidae
Gene: FEM1A
Product: fem-1 homolog A
Exons: 1
Coding region: 441-2429 (662 amino acids)
Molecular function (GO): protein binding
Source: RefSeq, a predicted model, not a curated record
UUCUGGGGAAUGUAGUUUUCUUUCUGCCGGGGACUGCUUUGAAACCAAUGAGGCAGAACCGGUGAGCCAGACUACAAUUCCUAGCAUGCUGUUCGUGCCAAUUUUUUUUGUUGCUCUCCUGGGAGGGAGGAGGGGCAGCCAUUUUGUUUCGCCUGAUUGCUUAAGAUGGCGGCGGUGGUGGAGAGGGAGGCUGAAGGUUGCUGGUGAAGCUUCAGCAGCUGCUGCCCGGAGAGGAAGGGGAAGGCUCCGUUGCUAGGUUACCACCUAACACGCCCCUCCCCGCAAGCCUUCCUAUAAAUAUAUAAAUAUAGAGAGUAUAUGCAGUAUAUAUGCACACACAGGCUUUUCUAGCCUUAGCCCCUUAAUCCCUUGUGGAGGAACAAGCAGAGCCACAGCUGGCCUAUGGGCAAGGGGUGGCCCCCGUGGCCAGCACUGUCACCAUGGAUCUCCGCAUGGCGGUCUACAACGCAGCCCGAGAAGGGAAGCUGAAACUCCUCCAGAAGCUACUGGGAAGCCGGAGCCGUGAGGAGUUGGAAGAGCUGACGGCGGGCCCCGGUGGGGGAGAAGGCGCAGGGGGCACCCCCUUGCUGAUCGCCUCCCGCCAUGGGCACCGGGAAGUGGUGGAGUACCUGCUGGAUCACUGCGGCGCCCGAGUGGACGUGGGCGGCUCGGUCAACUUUGACGGUGAGACCAUCGAGGGCGCCCCGCCACUGUGGGCGGCCUCCGCCGCCGGGCACUUGGAGGUGGUCCGUAGCCUUCUGGAACGGGGGGCUUCGGUGAACCAGACCACGCUGACUAAUUCCACCCCGCUGCGGGCUGCCUGCUUCGACGGGCACCUGGAGAUCGUGCGCUACUUGGUUGGGGAGCGGGGCGCCGACCUGGAGGUGGCCAACCGCCAUGGCCACACCUGCCUGAUGAUUUCUUGCUACAAAGGGCACUCCGAGAUUGCCCGCUACCUUCUGGAGAGAGGGGCCGACGUCAACCGCCGCAGUGUCAAAGGCAACACCGCCCUGCACGACUGCGCCGAAUCCGGCAGCCUGGAGAUCCUGCGCUUGUUGCUUGGCUCCAAAGCACGCAUGGAGAAGGACGGCUACGGAAUGACACCGCUGCUGGCUGCUAGUGUUACUGGCCACACCAAUAUUGUGGAAUACCUCAUAGAGGGAGCCGUGGAGGAGCCGGCGGCGGGGCACGAGGAAGAGGGGGAAGAGAGCGAGGCUGGUUGCAAUGGGGUGGGGUGCGAGGAAGACCACGACAGUUGCUCUGCCCCGUGUGACGACCUGCGCCAAGUAUAUUGCACUCGGGAAGCUGCGGUGGAAGCACUGGAGCUCCUGGGAGCCACUUUUGUGGACAAGAAGCGUGACUUGCUGGGGGCUCUCAAGCACUGGCGGAGGGCUAUGGACCUCCGGCACAAAGGCGGACAUUACCUCACCAAACCGCAGCCUCGGCAGCUGGUCUUGGCUUACGACUAUUCCCGGGAGGUGAGCACGAUGGAGGAGCUGGAAUCCCUGGUGACGGAUCCGGAUGAGAUGCGGAUGCAAGCCCUUUUGAUCCGGGAGCGUAUCCUCGGCCCGUCUCAUCCAGACACCUCGUAUUACAUUCGCUACCGGGGGGCCGUCUAUGCCGAUUCGGGCAAUUUUGAGCGCUGCAUUAAUCUGUGGAAAUACGCCUUGGAAAUGCAGCAAGGCAACUUGGAGCCGUUGAGCCCGAUGACGGCCAGCAGCUUCCUCUCCUUUGCGGAGCUUUUCUCGUACGUGCUCCAGGAUCGGUCAAAGGGCAGCAUCGCAACCCAGCUGGGUUUCUCUGACCUCAUGGGGGUUCUGAGCAAAGGGGUCCGUGAGGUCGAAAGGGCCUUGCUGCAUCGCAAGGACCCUGUGGCAGACUAUGCUCAGUUCACCAAGGCCCUGGCCAUCAUCCUGCACUUGGUCUUCCUGCUGGAGAAAGUGGAGUGCACCCCAGACCAAGAGCACCAGAAGCGCCAGACCAUCUACCGCCUCCUGAAGUGCAACCCGCGGGGCAAGAAUGGCUUCACUCCUUUGCACAUGGCGGUGGACAAGGACACCACGGCCGUCGGCCGCUACCCCGUGGGCAAGUUCCCCUCGCUCCACGUGGUCAACCUCCUGCUGGAGUGCGGGGCUGACCCCGACGGCCGCGACUACGACAACAACACCCCGCUGCACGUGGCGGCCCGGAACAACUGCCCCCUCAUCAUGAGCACCCUCAUGGAGGCCGGAGCCCAUAUGGACGCCACCAACGCCUUCAAGCAGACGGCGUACGAGCUCUUGGAUGAGAAGCUCCUCACCAAGGCCAUGAUGCAGCCCUUCAACUACAUCACCUUACAGUGCCUUGCUGCUCGGGCCCUGGACAAACACAAGAUCCCUUACAAGGGUUUCAUCCCGGAAGAGCUCGAAGCAUUCAUUGAACUUCAUUAGGGAAGAGGGCCGCAGCCCCGGUAGCCAGAUCAUGGUGGGGAAUGGUGGGGCGAGUGGGAGUCCCAGUUGGCCUGUGCCCAGAGUUCUAAAAAUGUGGCUUUGCCCUGGGCCAGGUUACAACCUCCAUCCCUUCCCUCUGUCUCCCCACCCAGCUGCGGAGCACGGAGAUGCAAGGUGGCUGUUCUUCGCCCAAGCCCUGGCUGGCAGGGUCCUGUGCCAACUAGGGGGUGGCUGGGAGGUCAGGCUGCUGGGGCUGCCCCUCAUUGCCAACUAAUUCUUUCUUUCUUUUUUUAAAGGAGCAGGGUGGAAAUCACAGUUCUUUAAGUGUGUCUGAUAUCCUGCUCUUUGAAAUUCAGCCUGCUAAUAUUACUCUUUGGAAUAGCUUGUUUUAGGGAGGAAGUGGGGGAAAGCAAACCUUCUCCCUUCUCUGAACACACAGAAACAAAAGCGAGAAGGGUGCAAGGCAGUCCACAAGACAGCUCUCAGUCUUAAGUCGCCCUUUCUUUUGGGGCUUAGCCCAUAAGCCAGAGAGCUGGUUGGCUGAUGCUCUGGAGAAGGUUCUUGAGCUGCUCCUUGUGCCGUUAACAAGCUGGGUGUGGUGAGGCUUGGUUGCAUUCUGGUUUUCUUGUUUUUCAUGGCCGUGUGGUAUUGCUAAGAUUUUGCUGGCUGUCUUUUUAAAAGGCUGAUUCCCCCCAUUUCCUUGACAGUUUUUCUGUCCCUGCCCCAGGCUCUGGAGCUGGGUUGAGGAGCACCUGCCCCAUCCUGUGCCCCACCAAAAAUAAAUAAAUUGAGAGCGAGAGCGAGGGCACUGCUAGGACAGUGUCUUGUUUACUGCUUGUUUGCAAGCAAGGAUCAGUCUCUAAUGGAUUGCUUUGAGGCCCACAUUAGAUGUCGGGUAGAAGUUAUGUCACUGGAUUUCCCCCAAAAAAGCAGUCAGUGGUGAUGGUGGUUUGAUCAAGGUGAGGGGCGUUUUAAUCUCUUCCCAUUUAUUCUUUUCCCUAACUUAAACCAAUCCCCCUGAGCUGCUGUUUCCCCUACUAACGGGAAACCUUGACAGGCACAAUGUUAACAGGCACAAUGCCUCUUCCGUAGCCAAUAGCAGUCAGGGAGUGGGAGGGAGGAGAUUUGGUUCAGGGCCAAGGGUUAGUCCCUCUGGCCUCCACACCACACCCCAAUCCAGACCUCCUGCACAUGUACCGAUGUUUUUUGGGAGAGAUGUCAGGAGUUCCCAGCAAGGGCCUUCUGCAUCCUGUCCACUCUUGCCCCUGUGUUAGCAGCAAUCACUACCAACGCUUCCUGUUGAGAUGGUCCUAUCCACAGAGCACAAAGCCAAUUUGUUUGUGGGGGUGUUCUCUGGGAUGGCUGGUGGUUGGUUCAGGGGGGAAUCUUCCCUGCUUCAACAGCUGCUGUGCCUAGUGGACGCUGCUGUGUGCUUUUCCUCCUUUGCCCGGUGACUGCAGCAGGUGAGAAGUGGUGCGCCCAGGAAACAGAAGAAAAGGUGUCCUGUAUGCUGUCUUUGCUUUCCGGUAUGAAAUCUUGUUCUGUAACAAGGCGUGUGGCCCCCGAAACCAAACUCGGCUCAUCAGGAGUGGAUUUGGGGCUGCCAAAUAGCCCCCUGACUCUGCAGUGUUGGGCAGGGAUGGGUGGUUCAGAUGCCCAAGGACUACCAUUUGAAGUGCGGCCAGGUUUGGUUCCGUGGGUCACAACUUGGGGGAGCUGCACGGAUUGUAGAGAGGCCCGUGAUUAGGUGUCCGGAAAAGGCCAUCGUUCUUCAGAAGAGCUGCACCCACCCUUUGUUCUGCCAGCCACCAACCACUGGGAAGCACCAGGCUUAAAAUCUUCCUAGGAGAGUUGCCUCUUUUUCUCCUGUUCUCAGAUCCUCAAGAAGGGGGUCGCGAAGGUGCCUUGGGGGUUUAUGUUGUGUCUUGAGAGGGGAAAGGAAGGCGAGUGCUGCUUUGGAGAGGGAGAGGGAGAACAAAGCAAGGUGUGCCAAGGAAGGAACUUGGUGUCACAUUGUGUUGAUGGGCCCACAAUGCUUGUGUGUGGCUGAGCCCCAGCAAACCCCAGGCAUACUUGCUGGGGGUGGGGUGACAGGCUUUGGCAUAAUUGCCAGCACUGUUUUUAGAGGCUUCUCCUGUCAGAAACGGGGCAUCUGUCGCUCUUGUUCAGGCUUUCCCACAGCUGCUUUGUGGGGUCUUCUGGGCCAGCUACUUCAGGUAGGCCAUGUAGGGGUCAGGAAGGAAGAGACCACCAAUACAGUGCGGUACACCAAGUCACAUAUUCUGUCACCCCAGAGAGUAUGAAUUGCUGAAAUCUGGCCCUUUAGAGAGCCUCCCUUGCGUUGGCUUCAGAGGAGGUGGAAUUCUAGUGAACAACUAAUCUCUCAUUUUGAAUUCACUUUUGCGACGCUGUACGUCGAGGGUGGGGAGUGUGCAGAUUGGUCCACAACAAUCCAGUGCGUGAGGCUCUCCAAAGCCGGUUGACUUUUGACACUUACCCAAGUCCAUCGUCAAAGCAAAAGCUGUGACACUUGUCCCAGCAUUGGGCACGGGGUCCCUUUGGGCUCAGUAUAAAAGUGCAGCCGCUCCCCAUCGGUGGGGGAUAAGGGCUUCACACAGAUCCAUCUCUGUGGCUGAGGGACUCACAGGCUGGCGUCCAGAGGGGGCGAAAACAAAGUUCUGAAAUCACAGCACUGGAAGGUAGAUGGGGAGACAGAAAGGAAGUUCUGCCAGCUCUGCUGCCCGCCAGAAGGUUAGAUCAGGUUGGGUUGGAGUAUGAACCUGCGUAGAAAGAUUUUGGUACGUUGUGUGGGCACAAGACUUGUGCACUAAAUGACUAAGUAAAGUGGGGCCCGCUUUGUGAGAGAGGGAUGCCAACCAACCCCCUGCGUCUCCCCCUGCCACUCACGGCUCUGAGGUUAGGCAGGUGCUCUGUAGGCUAAACUGCUAACUGCUUUUCUGCUUGUGACUUAACGGCUUAGCUGAACCAUAAACCUCAAUUUUUCCGCCCUUUGAGCAUUUCCACAGGAUCCCAAGAACUGGCCUGUUUCGUUCCUGCAGUGUUGAAAAACAAACAAGCAACUAUUUGAGAGUUUGAUUUGUAAAGCGAGGUGGUUUCGGGUUUUGUUUAUUGUUUUUGUCUUGCUGCAAAUAAAAAUAGUUAAUUUAGCAACUUGGGGUGGGGGGUGGGGAGAGAGACUUUUUAAACUGCAAAAGCAGAAUGUGUUAAACACGUGAGCCGAUGCUCCUAACUUGAACUGAAUAAACCGACACUUUAAAAGGAAACCUGCUGCUAAGAACA